Messenger RNA from Porites evermanni, 11132 nucleotides. NCBI's taxonomy places the organism in Eukaryota, Metazoa, Cnidaria, Anthozoa, Scleractinia, Poritidae. The record is from the annotation of a GenBank genome assembly.
AUGUAUGAUGCUACCUUAACACAGGUUGGUUGGUUUGUGUGUAUCAUUAUAAAAUGACUGAUUUCACUUGAUUUGUAAUACUUUUUUAUUAUUUGUUUGGUUACUUAUAAUUAAGCUGACAUAAAACCAUGAAGAGCAGAAAGCUGAUGAUUUGGAGUCAACAUUUGGACAUUGUCAGCCUGCACAUUCCCCUGAGGGUGGGGUGUAGCUUGAAAAUAAAGAUCUCUUAGUGGGACAGUCAAAUUUGUUAAUUGUUGCAUUAUUAGCAAGCACAUGAAAUUGUGUUUAGCAUGUGAAGCUGGUCCAUUGUCAGCCUGGUUAACUCCAAACAUGGAAUUUUGAAAAUCUUGACAGGCCUCAAUCUCAAGAUUCAUGGAUCAUCUAAUUUUACCCAGUCCCCCUUGGUUUCAAACCAGGCUUAAUGACUUGUAUUGGUCUGUAAAUGUACACACAUAUUGCUUUCAAUGGUGUCUGCUAUAGGAGUGUUGCCUGGCAAGAAGAUGUGGGACUCACAGCAUUCAUGUUGGCAUAAUGGACUGGGUUUCUGCUCAAUAUAGCUUUGCUGUACAUUAUUUCACCUUGGGUGUACUUAUUACAAAAAACUGAUAAUGUUCAUCUGAUCAUAUCACAGUACACAGGGUGGUAUGAUGACUCUACUGUUGGUGGUAUUGAGGGAUCAAUUUCUAAGAUGAUCGCAGCUGAUCCAACUUUUGGUGAGUUAAAUUAACAAAGAUCCAGUAUGACUGUUGUAAAUUGACAGCUGGAGCUCACAACUUGACAAACAAUUUAUUACGUGUAAUGCUACACUAGAAUUUCUAGUGGCUUUAAAGCAUUACACUGUAAGUUCAUGUAAUUGUCAUUAUUACUUAUUUACAUGUAUAACUUUUAUUUAUUUAUUUCAUUUCAUUUUUGAUUUUGACCUCUCAGUCUCUUUACAUGUACAUUGUACAUGUACAUGUAUGUGCAUCAACCAUAAUCUUUACCAUAUUAUAUUUUUAUAGUCAUUCAUUAUUAUUAGUUUAGAAAAGACAGCAUUGUGAGUACUUUUAAGUUGAAUAAAGCCUAAUAUUCAGCCAUUUUUCCUCUUGUGGCGCUUGUAUAUUAAUCCCAGAAAGAAAAAAGAAAUUAAUAUAAAAAAUUGAAAGUGUGGAAAAUUGUGUCAGAGUUCCCAACUGUAUCAAAUGCCCACAGGCAUUAACCAUAGAUCUGCUCUUCUGUUACGACCAUUGCAGAAAUGGUGGGGGUGAGGGAGGGGGGGAGGGUACAGGCAGGUUCUGAGUGACUUGUGAUACACUGCCCACCUCUAUUUCCUGUAUUUUACAUGUUCAAAGAAAUUUUUUUAUAUUAAUUUUAUCUGCAGUCCCACAUUACCUUUUUUCACCAUAUGUAUUUCACGGAUAACAAUCAAUAAUUAAUAUUUUUCAGUCAUUCGGUUGAACCUUUUUUUUUUGUUUCAGUAAUGGGCCAUGUACUAUCCUGCGGGUUGGAUCUCAUAUCAUCUGGCAUAGGUAUUCACGUAAAUCAGGAUCUGAAGAGUAGGAUGGAUACACUACAAUCACUUGCCACAGCAGCAAGCAGCAUCACUAAUAGAGAAAAGCUGCAUGUGAGAGCUGUACAAGAGUGGGCUGAAGGGUAGUUUGUGUUUUUUUUGCCUUUUGAUUGAACAGUAGACCCCAGAUACCUUGAACCUUCAAAGAAAUUGAAAAAAAGGUCAAGUUAUUGGCAGCUUGAAGCUAAUAGCCGGAAGUAAGAAGAAAAAAAAAACAGUUUUGACUAUACAGUAAACAUUCCAAUCACAUUUUUAUUAUAGAAAUGCUGGGCUUGAAAUUAAUACUCGCAAACUCGGAAAAUGCGAGUGAUUUUGAAAAUCUGUGAGUGACAAAAAUAUCCACUUACAAAUGUUUGUGAGUUAGAGUCAUCCAUGUCUCCCAACAAUUUAAAAAAGGGAAAGAAUUUGCUACUGGUCUCACCAGUUUGCUAGAAGAAAAAAUGUUUCUAGCAAAACUUUGCAAGUGCAGUAAAAAGUUAACUUCAAGCGCUGAAAUGUUUUUAAACUUGGUAAUGCACUCCUGCCCGUUUUUUAAACAGUACUUAGAAAAAAUACCUGUAAAAUUGCCUGGCAUUACAGGUAAAGUAUCAAUCGACACUUGUAAUCCUUUAAAAAAGUUUGCUUGUUUUUUUCUUUCUUUUAGAAACACAGCACAGGCAUGUCUAACGUGGGAAGAUAUUUUGGUGGAAAAUCCAACAGACAUGUUUGCACUAAAAAUGGCUCAUGAUUCAUAUUUCUACAUGGGUUACCAAGAGCACAUCAGAGAUUCCAUUGCCCGUGUACUUCCUCACUGGAAAGAAGGCAUGCCACUUUAUGGGUGAGAUGGUUUUGUAAUUUAUAGACUUACUAGUCUCCCCUGCGACUGUUCUUUGUCUUGUCACACAAUGUGAAAAGAUAAAAUGGCUGCAAAGGAGGCUAUGACUUAACUUGACACAGAGAUGCCCAGUGGGGUAGAGACAAACGAAGAGUGUUCCCAGGGGGGUUAGCCUGCAAACACAGACGUAUUUCGGGUCAUCCUUUUUGGGUGGAGAGAAGUAACAACCGGAAAUAACGUGUGUGUUCACAGGCUAACAGCUAACAGGAUGUAGGGUUCAAGAGAGUUUUUGCUAUCCCCGUUAUGCACUGACCUUCAGAAAACAAAUUAAGAAAUAAGAAUCCUAGGGAAAAAAUAUCAAGAAUUGUUCUUCUUCUUCUACAUGUGAGACAUGCAUCAUGCAUUCUGGAUUAUUACUGUAUAAUAGACCUUGUCACGGUUUUCGACGCCAUCUUGACGAGUAGGCAAACGCGUGAAAAAUUACAGUGUUUGUAUGAGAAUCUAAUGUCGAAUAGUUUCCGUUGAACGGCUGUUCUGACAAAAAUAUGAUUUGUAAACUAAAGCUUCUCUCCUAAGAAUUCUAAUGAAAAAAAUUGAGGGCGUUACAUGCACUAGAAGACCUAGAACCACUUUUUAAAAUUUUCUAUACAUUUGUCUGUAAGAAAGUCCCGGGAAAAUUACAGACAAAUAUAUGGAAAAUCUAAAGCAAGCCUCUGGAGAAAUCUAAGCUCAGGUAUGCCCCCCAAAUUUUUUAGGACAAUCCUUUGCUUUGUAGCUUUAGUUUACAAUUGAUAUUUUUUUCAGAACAGCCUUUUUAUGGAAAUUAUUCGACAUUAGAUUCUCAUACAAACACUGUGAUUUCUCACGCGUUUGCCUACUCGUCAAGAUGGCGUCGAAAACCGUGACAAGGUCUAUUUAUUGGGCUCUCUUGCGUGAAUAAUUUCAAUCAAGUCAGAACCCACCUUGCGAAAAGGAUGGGUAUGCCCCUGUCAAUUGGAGUCAUAGGUUCCAUGCAACAGAAACUAUAGGGGCGGUAAGUACUAUUUUCCUAGUAGUUCUUCUACAUGUACAGUGUAUGUACCCCACAAGACAGAACUAGGUCACUCUCCGGGCAAAGUAACUAAAUACCUGUAAACGUUAAAUUUGUCUCAAAUAUACUUUAGUUACUCACAUAGCAGUUGUUUUUUGUCUUUCCUGUUCGUUUUUCUCCCAUAUAUCCCUUGUAAAAGACGAAAAAAAAUGCAUCGUUCGAUUCAAACCUGUUCAAACUGACCGCCAGUAUUUGAUUUGGUCUUGGUAACCAAGCCUUUUCUUCAAAUCCCAGGCGCGGGCGCUAAGCAAAAAGCGUUAUAUUAUUUGCUUAGGGAUCCUAUGAUCAGACAACGGCGACGUCCAUGAAAACGGCGUGGUUGUGGAGGCACAGCAAAGAAAUUUACAAAAAAGCGUGAUACACGUAGCAGAGUUGUUAUUUUGCUGAUUAAACCUAUUGCUUUUUUGACCCUCCCGUUCCCGGCCGUCGUAGUUUCGUAAGGUCCCGUCGCAAAACGUUAUUCACACCCCGGUUAGUAACGUCUGCAAAGCAGCGUCGUGAUCCUUUUUCUAGUCCCCCAACGCACUAAACGAAUUACCGGAAAUACGUUUCGUUUUUCCUCUCAUUCUGAUUGGCAAUUGACAAACAGACCAACCAUGGCGCAUGCUCAAAUCCUGAUACACAGAUGGGGGACUAAAACAAGGAUUCCGGCGCUGUUUCGCAGACGGACUUAACCAAAGUUUACUAUUUCGUUUGUGGCGCAGGCUAAGUAAGACAGGUAAGGGCGGAUUUCCAGGGUCUUGUAGCUUUUACGUUAAUGCGCGACCUUUUAUAAAAUUAUAAUUUCCUCCAUUUUAUUCACCCACGUAAGUAAAAGCACAUAAAAACUACACGAGCACAUAAAAACUACACGACAGUGGAAAUGCACCCUUAUUUUUCUCUUAUUUUGUCUUUCUUUGGUUCUCCUUCCCCGGCUUCUUUCACUGGUAUACUGUGGUAUACUGUAUGUAGUUACUUCCAUUCACAAUGAACAGACGUCUUGUAUAAACGGUUUGUGUUCUACACCACCUUAAUUUAGAUUUUAUUACUCACAGGUAUCUGCAAGGAAUGUAUGCCUUUGGUCUUGUAGAAACAAACUUUUACAAGGAGGCGGAAAAAUAUGCUCUUAAGGUAGAGUUUAAACCCCCAAGGCCCAGUUAUGUAAACGGAGUUUAGCAAGUAUUUAACAAAACCGCGUUCUAAGCCAUUUUCAGUGAUUUGCUUAACGCUUUUACACGAUCUAUCGUGAAUAAUUUCAGUAAAGCGUAUAGCGUAGACUGGAAAAGCUAUUUAUUUAGUAUGUAGUUCAAACUUUUGAGUCUGUCGAUGAAAUCCUAUGGUAUGACCAUUCAAAUGAAACCUCUUCAGUAGUACUCUCACAUGGUACUAUUUAUUUAGUAUGUAGUUCUAACUUUUGAGUCUGUGAAUGAAAUCCUAUGGUAUGACCAUUCGAAUGAAACCUCUCCAGUAUUACAUUCACGCGGUACCAUUUGUUUUUUUUUUUUUCAGCAUUUCCCAAAUUAAAUUAGGAAAAGUGUGUCGAAUUUGACUUCGGUCACUUUCUACUGAUUUAUUGCCUUUGUCAAUGCAUUGUAGGCCUUGGAACUGAAUCCAAAGGACUGUUGGAGCACUCAUGCCGAAGCUCAUGUGAUCGAGAUGGAGGGACGACAAGAUGAUGGGAUCAAAUUUCUUAGCAAGACAAUAAAUGACUGGACAGUACGAUGGUUCUUCUUUUUGCAUUUACACUUGUUUAUGAUAAAUAGUUGUUUAGCCUGGUUUUCACCUGCAACCAAGCGGUCGGGGACGUUUCUGGAUACUCUUUGUCGCGAAACGCCGGGAAGAGUUGCGUACAAAGAGGGACAGAACUGGACUAGAGUCGUUAGUGAUCCAUUAAAAGCAGAGCGCCGAUUCUGUAUACGACUCCGUCACUUUCGAUCUAGCGAAAACUAGACUGUCGAAGUCACAAGCAGAAAGGACAGACAUUGUGAUUGGUUUUAGUAUUUGCAAUUCUGUUUAUGCCCCUUCAGGCUACUUUUAUAAGAUCGUAAACGAGGAAGUCAUUUGCGGAGGAAAUGUUUUGAUUCUUGCGUUUUUUUCUGGAGCCUUGACAGAAAAUCAAAAAUGGGAGUCAGCAGCCGAACUAUUAUAGUUCGGCUUACGACUCCCGUUUUUGAUUUUCUGUCAGUCCUAAGUGCUCGCACGGUUCAUCCGAUUCCCUUGAUUAAAAAAACCAACCGAAAUAUUACAAGAAUAAACUCUAUUCCUUAUUGAUAGAAACCAAUUAACAUACUAUCACGAAUUCUCCAAUGGGAUUGGCUGUAACAUGCUUUUUAUUGAGCAAAUGGACAGGAGGAGUCCUUACGUCACGUUGCCAUGGUAGCAAAAUUUCCGGGUCUCAACAAACCGUGGUCCUGCAAAUAUGUCAGAAAAAAAACGAAAAAAUUUGACAAGUAUGACUUUCUUAUGCAUGAUUAAACUCAGGAACAAAACGGUGGCCAAUAGUAUUCUUCCAUCGUUUGUCAAUGGUAAUGGCUGUCUCUGUCAAGAACGAUUGUGGAGAUAGAAAUUUUGCUACCAUGGUAAUGUGACGUCAUACUUCGAUUCCCAUUUUCCCUUUCAUCUAUUCAGCAACAGAUUGCACUAUACCAUCCGAGUCGCAUGGUAGCCACUGGCUUUCUUUGUUUUUCUUUUAGACUGGAGCAAUGUUAGCUUGUCACAAUUACUGGCACUGGGCUUUAUACCACAUCGAAAAGGUAUAUGCAUUACUUGGGAUAUACUAACUGUGGACGGUUGUUUUCGAUGUCAUCUUGAAAGAAAGAAGAUAAGCAUUUAAAAUGAUGUAAUGGUGUUAUUUUUCUUGCCCCACUUCGUCUCACGCUCUCUUGCAAGGAAUUUUGCCCCACGUGAAUGUUAAGUUGCAAUUGGCUCUCAAUUACACUCAAGAUACACCACAGAGACACUGUUAAGAGACGCAUGCGCGAAACUCACUUAAAAGCGCGUGUUGGCAAGCUAAAAAACUAACUGCAAUGUCCAAGUUAUAACAACGUUUGUUUACAAUGUUUUGUUUUUCAGGGUGAAUAUCAGGCUGCGGUAGAUAUAUAUGACGAGGAGGUACAGGACAAUUUUAGCCCAUAAUAGUAGACAAAUUAAACAUCCUUCGUUCAAUGCGAUAAAAAGGUCUCAUCGACAGGUUUCUCACCCGUAAUGUCUGUUAAUUUUGUUCAUUUUUGUAUUGUUUUUGAAAGCUGAUAUUUCCUUUUGUAUUAAAAGGAAAGCGCUAAAAUGCAUAAGAAAGUAGUUACAAAAAAUAUAAACGUCAGGUGUUGCAGUUCUUGUUUAUAUUAUUUCAUGUUGUGUUUUGCACUAUUUUUUCUUUUUUUACGUCAAUAUUUGUACCAAACUAAACGAGGUUAAAUCUGUAAUCUGCAUUGUCAGCAAAGAUUUUCCACUUUUACAUUACAUUCAUUUUUUUUAGCACACCCCCAUCUAGGUUUUUUCAGUGAUCAAAUAGGAUAACGUGGAGUAAAAACUAAAUACUAUAGAUAAAACUUAUUCACAGAAAUCGGACGAUUAUGUGCAUUUGAAUUGGAUUAAAAUAACUAACUACAUACGUUAUAGCUCAUUAUAUACAAUACAAAUUAUUCAACUCUAAAAAUUAAAUUAUUGUUGAUAUAAAAGUUCUUUCAGAAGAUGAUUUUUUAAAGAAGAAAGCGGGAUUCUUGCAUAAUUUCAAGCUGGAAUCGAGCUUAUUCCAGAUAGAUAUCCUUCUAUAGUAAAAGGUUCUGUGUCCCGUUGCAUCUUUAAAAAGGAGAAAUCUUUAGUUGUUGGAAGUUCCUGGUUGUACGUCCAGAUACGCUGCCUCUUGUAACGAACUUAGAUGUUAAGUAUUCAGGCGCGUAACCCGUUGUACACUUUGUUUGCUUGUGUGUUUGUUUAAGUGUAUUUUUUUUUUCUUUGAACUCGUUUUUCUCAUUGCUGUUUAAGGUUGGCAAGCGCUGUCAUUCCGGGGCCAUGUUGGAUUUGGUGGACGCCUCAUCACUUCUUUACAGACUUCAAAUGGCAGGUUGGUGAUACUGUGGCACACUCACUACCAUGGCGACAACAGCGAAAACGUGAUUUCUAAUGUGGAGUCUACUGUCGCCUUUUGAUGAAUUGUCCUUUUAACAGUGAUAUGCUUUAUUUUAUUUAAUUUGCAAGGCUUAUCAAGCCUUUAUCAAGCGGCCAAUUGUCCAUAUCAGUGGUCCAUUACCCUUUUUUAUGCAGGCUUGACUUUAGGUGAUAUAAUAAGUGUCCAGAUAGUUUUGCCAUUUUAUGUCACGGCCCUCUAAUACUGUCAUUAGGCGUUGAUGUUGGCAACCGCUGGAAGGAAAUUUAUCACCUCUGGGAGUCACAUACAGAUGAUCAUAUCUUGGUAAGAUCAAUCGUCUGUUUACACUUAUUUUAACCCAUAGAUUCAUGUUCACACGAGCAAAUUUGGACAAAUUUAAUUGCCCUUCUACACCACGCGGCAUUUGUUGUUGUUGUUGUUGUUGUUAGAGCUAGUUUCCAUAAUCUCCAGAAAUGACUCUUUUUGUGAACAGUUGACACUAAUAAGAAUAAUGUGACAACCUUUUACAUGCCUAGUCGUAGACACGAUCCAUCCUUUUUUUAGUUAUGGGAAUCUUUUUGCGAAUCUUGGGUGCAUUUGCCACCUAAAAUCUGGGAAAUGUUUCGGAUAUGUGCUCAAGCACGAGAAGUAUUGUGUGAUUUUUAUAUUCGAGAAGUUCUGCUCGUACCGUGCCCUGUAGGAAUGGGAGGUCUAAGCUACCAAAUGUAUACAAAACAACACCUUGUAACACUUAAAGAAAUCUUCGUGACAAACUUAGCCGUCUUGUCCACAAAAAGCGGAAAAGUUUUCAAGAUUGCCAGCCUGUCACGGAUUUUGUUGUAUUUUUUCCAGGUUUUUAACGAUGUUCACAUGUUAAUGUGUACACUAGGAGCCAAAAAUGAAGAUGCAACCUUGAAACUUUUAGCGUCACUCAGAGAAUUCGUCAGGUAUAUUUUAUCAUAUUCUUUUAGCUGUCUCUCUCAAAAACCAUCAGGCUGCUAUCUUGAACGCGCCAUCUUGGAUUUACAGUUCAAGAUGCCAUUGCAGUUUGUUCCACCGAUUUUUUGUUUGAUUGACGGUAACUUCGUGUAUAUAAGUGAAUGUCAAGACAUUGUCUUUGAAAGUUAAAACUUUCGUUCUGUCGCUUUUUUCUCUAUAGAGAUGGUGCAGGAACAAAUUGUGAGGUAUCGAAAGAGGUCGGCCUCGCCCUGUGCGAAGCUUUUGAGCAAGCUGAUAAGGUUAGUCAAAAGUUUUUCAUGUAUUUCUUUGCCCACCGAUUCCCCCUUUUUUUGUGAGAAAUCCUGAAGUCAAUGUAUAAAAGGAAGAACCCUUGGUGAAAUUAAACACCGUUUAAUAGGGAUAUCAAGUUACUGCUAUAUUACAAUUUUUUUAUCCGUUAAAAUUUCUUACAUAAUACCGAUGAUUCUGGAAGCCCAAAGGUUACAGUGUAUAUCUGUAUUGUACUCUUAUCUUGGUUUAAUCAAGGUUUUUAUUUAUGUAUUUAUUUAUGUAUUUUUAUUUAUUUUCAUUUAUUUCUAAGGGAAAUUUCGAUAACGCUGUUGAAAUUCUGAAGCCUAUUCGCUACAAAAUUGUGAAAAUCGGAGGCAGCAAUGCACAGGUAAGAUGAAUAAGCUUAAAUGUAACGUGUAACGUUUAAAAGCGUUGAAAAAGAGCUUUUAAUAAAGUUUAAAACACAAAGCGCAGCCCAGACUUUUAGACUUGACGCAUUGAACGGCAUAUUACAAUCCUUUGUAAAAUUUGGAUUGUUUUGACGAAACAAAAUUAGAUAACCAACCACCCAAGGUGGUGGGUUCUAUUUCCGCUGCGAGCAUUUCUGAAGUGUACUUUAUAUUUAAAAUUCGAUAGAUAGACAGAUUUUAAACAUGUAUUUAUUUUGCAUAUUCUCAAUAAAUUAUCAACGAUUUUUGGAAGAGUAUGUGCUAUUUUAAUAAGGUUACGCGUCUUUCAUAACCUAGGAGAAGGGAAAACGCUCACCCUUUAAUCUCGUUUCACCCUUAACGGUGUGAAGGCAAUCACAUCGUUUUGCAAUAGCACUGCAUUCAGGUUACAGCAGUCUUGUGGUAGACGCAAUGCAUACCCGGAUAUGUGCUCUUUGACAAUUCAAUUUGUAUUGGAAACAAGACGCUGUUUGAGCGAUAAGUUGAGCAACAAUGCAAAACAUUUUACACUUUUCUGUUUGUAAGACAGAGAAAACUGUAAUUGUCACCUCAUUCCAUGGAAAUAUGGAGAUGCUUGUUUUGUUUGUGUUUGUUUCGUUUUGUAAUUUUGAGGUUGCUAUGCUUUUUGGUUGUUUGUGUUUUCUUUUUUGCCGUGUGCAAAAUACGAUAUACGUCUAUAAAUUAAACGUCCACGAUGUAACUUGUAAUAAUGACGCCUCUCUUUGCUUGCAGCGAGAUCUGUUUAAUCUGUUCCUGAUUCACGUAGCUCUGAAUUCAACCAGUAAACAACAUCACCAGUUUGUGAGGUGAGAUGACGUUCAUUUACUUGCUAAGCCGGUGAUUACGCACAUUCUGCAGCGAGAGAGAGAGUGGAUACGACGUAAUUGUAAUUUUCAGAUGCUGGGAAACCCUAAUAUAAAUUAACGGCGACGGCGACGGCGACGGCGACGGCUACGGCUACGAACACGUCACAAGUGAAUUCGCGCAGCUUUUAAAAACUUUAUUGCGCUUAUUCCGUCUCGUUCAGCUCAUCAAAAUUAAUAUUGACAUUGAAUUCGAAAGGACUGUAUCGAAUUUCAAGAAAUGAAAAAAAAAGUCCUUGUCGUUUGUUGACGUCCUCCACAAAACGUGAAAAAGGCAUUUCCAAGUCGUAGUCGUGCAGUGAUAACCAAGAAAUGCACCGAAAAUGCGUGAUGUACGUGCAAAGUUUGUUUUGCUUAUCUAAGGCCUAGGCUAAAGAUUUAAGUUAAGAUUGUCUGUUGGGUCAGACUUUGAACUUAGGACGCGUCGAAAUAAUCAAUUGAGUAACCUCAGCAAUAAAUUUUCUAUCGAACGAGGCUAAAUAUACAUUAUCAUACAUACGACCUCUCAUAAGUGAGGGAAGCGCGAGCUUUAAUGCGUGGGGUCGCGCAGCGACCGAGCAAGCGACGAAAUUUCGAGGUCUCUUUAAAAUAGCAUUUAACCAACCAGGAAAAAAAAAUAAAGGACUUUUAGAAAGUCUGCAGAGGAUCGACGUUUGUCUCGGACACGAUCUUCAGACUCUCUAUCCGUCUCAAGUAGACGGAUAGAACGUGUUGGACGACCCAAACUCUUGCAGACGAUUUUAACUUAACCAGACGUCGAACUUUUCAAGAACUUAACUAAGUUUGGUUCGUCUCAUAAAAAUUUCGACAUUUGGCCUAGACCUUAAGGUACGGUUUAUGAAAGUUUAGUGAUCUUUAGAGACAAAAGAACUGCCCGUUAAGAGAGGUACCGUAUUUAUGUGGGUUUAGUAAGAAGAGGUUAGAUUGUAUUUUUAAUUUAAGGUGGAGUACAUUUUCGUUUCGAAAAUUUUUUUUUUCAGGAGCCUAUUGGCGGAGAGAAAGGCCAUGAAGGAAAACGCGCCCAUGACAGACAGGCUUAUGGCAAAGGCUUUAGCCUUACAUGUGGAAUAA